Molecule: messenger RNA, 567 nt
Organism: Closterium sp. Naga37s-1
Lineage: Eukaryota; Viridiplantae; Streptophyta; Zygnematophyceae; Desmidiales; Closteriaceae
Source: the annotation of a GenBank genome assembly
AUGCUGCGAGUGGAGUCACUCUACACCAACGAUCACCACCCGCGCCACAAUGCCCUCUCCCUCCCGCCUGAUAUGCUGGCACGUCGCACAGUGGAAACACUAGACAUUGCAGAGGGAGGCAGGGAGGAGGGGAAGACGGGGAGGGAGGGGGGAGGAGGAGGAGGAAGAGAUGGGCCGAGAGCUGAUGGCCUGUGUGUGGAUGGUGCUAUUCCCGGUGGCUGUAGCAGCAGCGGGAGCAGCGGCAGCAGUGGUACUGGCAGUGGCGGCUCCGGUGGUGGCGGCAGUGGUGUGUCGAACCAUCCAUCCACGUUUGUUUCAGCCAAGACUGGCAGAGGGCCUUUCAAGUCGGGGUGGCAGGUGGGUGGGACAUGCAUACAAGGUGGUCACAGUGGACGUGCCUUCCUCGCUUUGAGCCAACUCAACCCCCUGCCCCCCGGCGCUCCCUCCCCCACCUCCUUGCAGGCGCACACCUCGCCCCUGAUGACAGCAUACAAGGUGGUCACAGUGGACGUUCCAUACUGGGGCUUUGGCUCUCGCCUUGAGAAGUACCUAGCCAAGGUCCGUUGA